Messenger RNA from Mustela lutreola (European mink), 2290 nucleotides. It is a transcript of the gene PDE9A, whose product is annotated as phosphodiesterase 9A. The transcript has 19 exons. The record is from RefSeq and is a predicted model, not a curated record. The coding region runs from base 139 to 1731 and encodes 530 amino acids. NCBI's taxonomy places the organism in Eukaryota, Metazoa, Chordata, Mammalia, Carnivora, Mustelidae. Gene Ontology annotation, biological process: cGMP catabolic process. Gene Ontology annotation, molecular function: 3',5'-cyclic-GMP phosphodiesterase activity.
GGGGCGGCUGCGGGGCGCUGGUUGGCUGGUCCGCGCCGUCCCCGCGCCGCCGCCCCCUCCCGCCUCCCACGGCCCGCCCUCCCCGCGGCGGCUGGCGUCGGGAAAGUACAGCGAAAGUCCGAGCGCGCGGCCGGGGAGAUGGGGUCCGGCUCCUCCAGCUACCGGCCCAAGGCCAUCUACUUGGACAUCGAUGGGCGCAUCCAGAAGGUGGUCUUCAGCAAGUACUGUAACUCCAGUGACAUCAUGGACCUGUUCUGCAUCGCCACCGGCCUGCCCCGGAACACGACCAUCUCUCUGCUGACUGCGGACGACGCCAUGGUGUCCAUCGACCCCACCAUGCCGGCCAAUUCCGAACGCACCCCCUACAAAGUGAGACCCGUGGCCGUCAAGCAGCUGUCUGAGAAAGAAGAAUUAAUCCAGAGCGUGCUGACACAGGUGGCAGAGCAGUUCUCCAGAGCAUUUAAAAUCAACGAACUGAAAGCUGAAGUCGCGAACCACUUGGCCGAGCUAGAGAAGCGAGUGGACUUGGAAGGCCUGAAAGUGCUGGAGGUCGAGAAAUGCAAGAGUGACAUCAAAAAGAUGCGGGAGGAGCUGGCGGCCAGAAGCAGCAGGACCAGCUGUCCCUGUAGGUACAGUUUUGUGGACAAGAAGCUGAGCCCUCCGCGUGAUGUCCCCACGUACCCCAAGUACCUGCUCUCUCCGGAGACCAUCGAAGCUCUCAGGAAACCCACCUUCGACGUCUGGCUCUGGGAGCCCAACGAGAUGCUGAGCUGCUUGGAGCACAUGUACCAUGACCUGGGCCUGGUCAGAGACUUCUCCAUCAACCCCAUCACGCUCCGGAGGUGGCUGCUCUGCGUGCAGGACAACUACAGGAACAACCCCUUCCACAACUUCCGGCACUGCUUCUGCGUGGCCCAGAUGAUGUACAGCAUGGUCUGGCUCUGCGGGCUCCAGGAGAAGUUUUCCCAAAUGGACAUCUUGAUUCUAAUGACCGCCGCCAUCUGCCAUGAUUUGGACCACCCGGGGUACAACAACACGUACCAGAUCAACGCCCGCACGGAGCUGGCCGUCCGCUACAACGACAUCUCACCCCUGGAGAACCAUCACUGUGCCGUGGCCUUUCAGAUCCUCGCCCGGCCCGAGUGCAACAUCUUUGCCAACGUGCAGCCCGACGGGUUCAAGCAGAUCCGACAGGGGAUGAUCACGUUAAUUUUAGCCACUGACAUGGCAAGACACGCAGAAAUUAUGGAUUCUUUCAAAGAAACGAUGGAGAAUUUUGACUACAGCAACGAGGAGCACAUGACCCUCCUGAAGAUGAUCCUGAUCAAAUGCUGUGACAUCUCCAACGAGGUCCGUCCGAUGGAAGUCGCGGAGCCCUGGGUGGACUGCUUGUUGGAGGAGUACUUCAUGCAGAGCGACCGCGAGAAGUCCGAGGGCCUUCCCGUGGCCCCUUUCAUGGACCGGGACAAAGUGACCAAAGCCACGGCCCAAAUCGGGUUCAUCAAGUUUGUCCUGAUCCCAAUGUUCGAAAUGGUGACCAAGCUCUUCCCUGUGGCCGAGGAACUCAUGCUCCAGCCCCUGUGGGAAUCCAGAGAUCGCUACGAGGAGCUGAAGCAGCUGGACGACGCGGCCAAGGAGAAGACGCAGGGCCUGACGUCCGGGGACACCGACGCACCCAGGGAGGAAAGCAGAGACAGGAGGAAGAGCGAAGAGAGGGCCAUCCUGAACUGAUAUCUUGGUGCUUCCGUUCACAGACCGCGGCUCUGAAGGAAGGGGACACGCUUUGGCUCUCAGCACAGGAUCGGUCAGAACACGCAGGCCACCUACAAGGGACAGCACGUGAAAGCUUCCCAGAAACGCAGUGUCGCUUACACGGCUACCAGCCCCUUCGGCCUGACGGUCACUGGAGAGUGUCUCGGCUACACAGAAUGCCGGGCACAGGGCAUGGGAGGCAGGGUCUGACUUUGUACCUAGGGGCAGGGACAGGCACGGGCCCCCGACAGGCCCCACUGAGCUUAGGACAAGCAGAGUGAUCUGCACAAAUGUCUCUACCUCUCUGAGCCCCCGAGCCUGACUCUCCCCUCCAGCGGGAAUAAUCUCAUCACUAUGGUUUUGUCCACUGAAUGAGCAGAAUGCAGGGACGCCUCCCGGGCUCGUAAACACGGGCAUUUCAUCGCCCGGGCACAUCGUAUUUUCCGGGGGUUCAGAAGAGGGAUCAGAAUUGUUUUAUUUGGCCUAAAUGUGCUCGACGGCGUUUUCAGUCUCAACAGAAGCUUUUCACUCUUCCUUU